Messenger RNA from Impatiens glandulifera, 1976 nucleotides. RefSeq names its product phosphate transporter PHO1-1-like. Gene Ontology annotation, molecular function: inositol hexakisphosphate binding. Gene Ontology annotation, biological process: phosphate ion transport; cellular response to phosphate starvation. The record is from RefSeq and is a predicted model, not a curated record. The coding region runs from base 3 to 1976 and encodes 657 amino acids. The transcript is spliced from 11 exons. Gene Ontology annotation, cellular component: trans-Golgi network; Golgi apparatus; plasma membrane. Lineage: Eukaryota; Viridiplantae; Streptophyta; Magnoliopsida; Ericales; Balsaminaceae.
AAAUGGUGAAAUUCUCUAAACAGUUUGAAGCUGAGCUAAUUCCAGAAUGGAAAGAAUCAUUUGUUGAUUAUUCAAAGUUUAAGAAGGAGUUGAAGAGAAUAGAAUUAACAGAUGAUCAGCAACUAACUGACAUUGAAGCAGCCUCUGAUUUCUUUGGUUGUUUGGAUAAUGAGCUCAAUAAAGUUAACCAAUUCUACAGAGACAAAGAGAAUGAACUUCUUAACAGAGGACAAUCACUCAGAAACCAAAUGCAAAUCCUUACAGACUUCAACACCACCCUAUCAUCAUCAUCAUCUGGUUUGGUUACAGAUGAAGAGUGUAGAACAACAACAGAGCAAGAACAGAGGACGAUGGGAAGUGGACCAAAGCAACAGGCAGAGAAAAACGAGAAGAAGAACUUGAGACUCAAAGAAUCUCUGACCAAUCCAUGGCAAGAAGCAAUCGGAGGUGCAUCCAGAAGACUCCAUAUCAAUAGGCCAAAGUUUCGUCUUGCAGAGAAGAUGAUUAAGAAAGCUUUUGUGGAGCUCUAUAGAGCUUUAGAUUGCCUUGAUACUUACAGGAACUUGAACAUCCUUGCAUUUACGAAGAUUAUGAAGAAAUUCGAAAAGGUAACUAACAAACAAGUUCGUGACAUUUCUCAUAAAGUUGUAGAGAGCUCCUAUUUCAACAGCUCAGAUAAGGUUAUGAAAUUAAAAGAAGAAGUAGAAGAGAUCUUCAUCAAACACUUUGUCAAUGGAGACAGAAGAAAGGCCAUGAAAUACCUUAAGCCCAUUGAGCGUAAAGAAUCACAUGGACUGACAUUCUUCAUAGGCUUAUUUACUGGGACUCUUAUGGCACUCUUGGCUGGAUACAUCAUAUUGGCAAUUUUCCUUGGGACAUAUGAACAGCAUUCUGAUACAAUAUAUAUGGAAACUGUCUACCCAAUUCCAAGCAUAUUGGGCUUAAUAUUCUUGCAUUUCUUCCUCUAUGGAUGUAACAUCUUCAUGUGGAGAAAGAACAGGAUAAACCAUAGUUACAUUUUUGAGCUUAAGCCAGCAGAAGAACUGAAAUAUAGAGACGUCUUCUUCAUCUGUGCCACUUCAAUGACUGUUGUCAUUGGGGUGUUAUUUUUCCAUUUGGUCCUUCUUUAUAAAGGAUAUCCUUAUUCCCAUAUUCAACCAAUUAUUUCCUUCUUAUUACUGGGUUUCUUAUUGCUCCUUGUUUAUCCAUUCAACAUAUUAUACAAAUCAGCCAGGUUCCGUUUCCUUAGGGUUAUGAGGAACAUCUGUUUUUCACCACUAUGCAAAGUUGUCAUGUUGGACUUCUUCUUGGCCGAUCAACUUUGUAGCCAGGUGCCGAUGCUUAGGAACCUAGAGCAUUUGGCAUGUUACUAUGUAACUGGGAGCUACAAGAAUCAAGACUGGCAAUACUGUUUGAUGAACAAGAACAACAGGAACCUGGCUUACAUUGUUUCAUUUCUACCUUAUUAUUGGAGAGCUAUGCAGUGUGCACGAAGAUGGUACGAUGAAGGGGAAGCGACUCAUCUUGUCAAUUUAGGAAAGUAUGUAUCCGCUAUGGUGGCUGCUGGAUCUAAAAUGGCCUACGACAACGAAAAGAAUGCAGGAUGGCUUUCCCUACUUUUGAUCGCCUCAACAGUUGCGACUUUUUACCAACUGUAUUGGGAUUUUGUCAAAGACUGGGGCUUGCUGCAAUCUGGGUCUAAGAACCCGUGGUUGAGGGAUAACCUGAUUCUUCGUCGAAAAUGGAUUUACUACUUAUCCAUGGGAUUGAACCUAAUUCUGAGGCUUGCUUGGCUGCAAAGUGUUGUCCAUUAUAACUUGAGGAAUGUUGACUAUAGAAUAACAGAACUUGUUUUAGCAGGGCUUGAGGUGAUUAGAAGAGGGCAAUGGAACUUCUACCGAUUGGAGAAUGAACAUAUAACUAAUGCAGGAAGAUUUAGAGAUGUGAAUACAGUUCCACUUCCUUUUAAUGAUUGA